AGAACUAAAAGACAUGUUUUCUUACAUUGGAAAUAUUUGGUAAGAAAACAUGUCUUUUAGUUCUUAAUUUUUUCUUUUUUUGUUGGCUUAUGUAGGAAAAUGAUAUUUCUUUAGUACCUAUUAUUACAUCACGAUUUAGUGCAACAUGGAAAAUUGGCAAAUAUUUAAAUCAAUUAUUACAACCAUUUACUGAUAAAAUUUUACAUUCAACAACAUUUGUUGAUGAAAUUGAUUUUAUUCGAAAAUUAAAUCAUUAUGUUAAUACAGAACAUCGUCUUCGUCCAACAACACUCUUUUGUACAAUUAAAAUAACUAAUUUUUAUACAUUAGAUGAACAUCAAAAUAUGCUCGAUGUUAUUGGUUAUUUUUUACAAGAUAAUUUAGCAACAAACAAACUUGAAUCAUUAAUAAUUCAAACUAUUCGAAAUCUCUUAUAUUUAUUUCUUUAUAAUAAUAUCUUUUAUUACAAGGAUAAUAUCUAUAAAUGUUCACAAGGUAGUCCAAAUAUUAUGGGAUUAACAGAAACAUUAUCAAAUAUUUAUUUAUUUGUAUGGCAAAAGAAAAUAUUGAAAGAAAUCGAUCAAAACAUAGAAUUUUUGGGAAGAUAUGAAGAUCAAAUAUUUUUUACAUGGAAUAAAUCAAGUGCUAUCGAACUUGAAACAUUUAUAGAAAAUAUUCGAGAAAAACAUUGGAACGUACGUUUUCAAAAAUUCAUUAGUACAAAUGUACAAUUUUUGAAUGCUUCUAUCGAAAAUCGACAAGGUCAAUUAUAUAGUCAAGUACAUUGUGAUUCCAACAUGUCACGUUAUACAUUACCAUAUCUCUUGGGUCAUUCAAAAUCAGCACAUAGUGAUUGGUUACAAACAGCUUUAAUUCGUGCUGUAUGUUAUUGUACAUCGGUCGAUGAUUUUCAACAAGAACGAAUUGUUCUUGAAUUAACUUAUCUUAUUAAUGCUUAUUCAUUAUUAUUUGUUGAAACUCAUGUCAAACAUUUUUUCAAUUAUUUUCAUGCUCAAACUAUGCGAUAUUCAAGAAGUCAAAGCACAUAUGAUAAAUUUCGUCAACAAUGGUUUAAAUUCGUUGAACAACGAUAUGAACUUUCAGAACAACUUGAAAAAUUUAAUAAAAAUGGUCGUUUAAUUCAAUUCAAUUAUAUUUAUGAUUUUGAUUCAAGAUGUCGAUUCAAUCGAGAAUUUUAUCGACUUUGGUCUCAUUAUUUUCAAAAACAUCCAACUCUAUCAGAAGAAAACUCUGAAGUUAUCCUAUCAACUAAACAUUUUCAUUCAUUAAAUACAUUAUUAGCAAUAGACAAACCCCCAUAUACUACAGUUCAACAAUGA
Messenger RNA from Rotaria sordida, 1340 nucleotides. Lineage: Eukaryota; Metazoa; Rotifera; Eurotatoria; Philodinida; Philodinidae. The record is from the annotation of a GenBank genome assembly.